Molecule: messenger RNA, 10231 nt
Organism: Epinephelus moara (kelp grouper)
Lineage: Eukaryota; Metazoa; Chordata; Actinopteri; Perciformes; Serranidae
Gene: myo1ea
Product: myosin IEa
Exons: 29
Coding region: 278-3637 (1119 amino acids)
Biological process (GO): actin filament organization; vesicle transport along actin filament
Cellular component (GO): cytoplasm; vesicle; microvillus
Molecular function (GO): microfilament motor activity; ATP binding; actin filament binding
Source: RefSeq, a predicted model, not a curated record
CAGCCUGUAGCUGUGUGUUUGAACACCACUCUGCUGCUGUCAGUGUAGGACUCAGGUCUGUCUCCACAAUGGACGGAGGACACCGCUGAGGAUCCAUGUAGCCACGCUCUCUGGACUUUAUCGGGAGUAUCUUCUAGAAACUUGGAUUAUUCCUCUGUUUUUUAGGUUUUUAAAAAGUGUUUUUUUUUAAACAGUGUGAACUUAACUGAGGUUCGCACAGAGACGGGAUCGCGGGGAAUACGACAGGGAAGACUGCGUGUUGUGUUGAAGGCAGAGGAUGGGGAGCCGGGGGCACUACCGGUACCACUGGCAGAGCCACAAUGUCAAACUCAGUGGAGUGGACGACAUGGUGCUGCUCAGCAAGAUCAAUGAGGACGCCAUCGUGGACAACCUCAAGAAGAGAUACAUGGAUGACUACAUCUUUACAUAUAUUGGUCCUGUGCUCAUCUCCGUCAACCCUUUCAAGCAGAUGCCUUACUUUGGGGAAAAAGAAGUUGAGAUGUAUCAGGGCGCAGCUCAGUAUGAGAACCCUCCUCACAUCUACGCUCUGGCAGAUAACAUGUACAGAAACAUGAUGAUUGACAAUGAGAACCAAUGUGUCAUCAUCAGUGGAGAGAGUGGAGCAGGGAAGACUGUGGCAGCCAAAUAUAUCAUGAGCUACAUCUCCAGAGUGUCAGGGGGCGGACCCAAAGUACAGCACGUCAAAGACAUCAUCCUGCAGUCCAACCCGCUGCUAGAGGCCUUCGGCAAUGCCAAGACUGUGAGGAACAACAACUCCAGCAGAUUCGGGAAAUACUUUGAGAUCCAGUUCAGCUCCGGUGGAGAACCAGACGGAGGGAAAAUCUCCAACUUCCUUCUGGAGAAGUCACGUGUCGUCAUGAGGAAUCCUGGAGAGAGGAGUUUCCAUAUAUUCUAUCAGUUAAUAGAAGGAGCCAGUGGAGAGCAGAAGAACAGCCUGGGAAUCACAAGCCUGGAUUACUACUCUUACCUCAACCAGUCCGGUUCCUACAAAGUUGACGACAUCAACGACAAGAGCGACUUCCAGGAGACGAUGCAUGCCAUGGAUGUGAUUGGCAUCUCACCGGAGGACCGCUCCAUGGUGCUUCAGAUCGUGGCUGGAGUCCUGCACCUGGGAAAUAUCAGCUUCAAGGAAGCAGGCAACUACGCUGCUGUGGAGAGUGAAGAGUUUCUUGCCUUUCCAGCGUUUCUGCUCGGAAUUGACCAGAACCGUCUGAAGGAGAAACUGACAAGCCGGAAGAUGGACAGCAAGUGGGGAAGUGCGUUGGAGUCCAUCGAUGUAACGCUGAAUGUGGAGCAGGCGUGUUACACACGAGACGCCCUCUCCAAAGCCCUGCAUUCACGAGUGUUUGACUUCCUGGUCGAGUCCAUCAACAAAGCCAUGGUGAAAGAUCAUCAGGAGUUAAACAUCGGAGUUUUGGACAUUUAUGGAUUUGAAAUUUUCCAAAAAAAUGGAUUCGAACAGUUCUGCAUCAACUUUGUGAAUGAGAAACUGCAGCAGAUAUUCAUCGAGCUGACUCUGAAGGCAGAGCAGGAGGAGUAUGUGCAGGAGGGCAUCAAGUGGACUCAGAUUGACUACUUCAACAACAAGAUUGUCUGUGAUCUCAUCGAGAGCAAAAAUCCUCCUGGCGUCAUGUGCAUUCUGGAUGAUGUGUGCGCCACCAUGCAUGCAGUGGGCGAGGGAGCCGACCAGACCAUGCUGCAGAAGCUCCGGGUCGCGAUCAACACCCACGAACACUUCAACAGCUGGAACCAGGGCUUCAUCAUCCACCACUACGCUGGCAAGGUGUCCUAUGAUGCAGAGGGUUUCUGCGAGAGAAACCGAGACGUCCUCUUUACUGACCUCAUUGAGCUGAUGCAGAGCAGUGACAUCGCCUUCAUCAGAGCACUGUUCCCAGAAAACCUCAACGCUGAAAAGAAAGGUCGACCCACAACUGCAGGCAGCAAAAUAAAGAAACAAGCCAACGAUUUGGUGAGCACACUGAUGAAAUGCACUCCACACUACAUCCGCUGCAUCAAACCCAACGAAACCAAGAAGCCCAGAGACUGGGAAGAGAGCCGAGUGAAACACCAAGUGGAGUACCUGGGUCUGAAGGAAAACAUCAGGGUACGGCGUGCUGGCUAUGCCUACCGCAGAGUCUUCAGGAAGUUCCUCAACAGGUACGCCAUCCUGACCAAAGAGUCCUGGCCGACAUGGCGAGGAGACGAGAAACAAGGCGUCCUUCAUCUCUUACGGUCUGUCAACAUGGACCAGGAUCAGUUCCAGCUUGGUCGCACCAAGAUCUUCAUUAAAGCCCCCGAGUCGCUCUUUCUGCUGGAGGAGACGAGGGAGCGCAAGUUUGACGGCUAUGCCAGGACCAUCCAAAAGGCCUGGAGGAAAUACAUGGCCCGCAAGAAGUAUGUGCAGAUGAGGGAAGAAGCCUCUGACCUGCUGCUGAACCGGAAGGAGAGGCGGCGACACAGCCUCAACAGAAACUUUGUCGGUGACUACCUGGGUAUGGACGACAGGCCCGAGCUGCGGCAGUUCCUCGGCAAGAGAGAAAAGAUUGACUUUGCAGACAAGGUCACAAAAUAUGACCGCCGCUUCAAGGGAAUUAAGAGAGACUUGAUCCUGACCCCGAAGUCUGUGUACCUGAUUGGAAGAGAGAAGGUGAAACAGGGACCAGAGAAAGGGCAGGUGACAGAGGUGCUGAAGAGGAAGAUUGACGUGGAGAAGAUCUUGGCAGUGUCUUUCAGUACGAUGCAGGAUGACUUCAUGAUCCUGCACGAGCAGGAGUACGACAGCCUGCUGGAGUGCGUCUUUAAGACAGAGUUCAUCAGCUUACUGGCCCGCAGGUUCGAGGAGAAAACCCAGAGGAAGCUACCACUCAAGUUUAGUAACACACUGGAGAUGAAGUUGAAGAAGGAGAACUGGGGCUUUUUGAGUGGCGGUGGCACCCGGCAGGUCUUGUUCGUUGGAGGUCAGGGAGACAUGCCUGUACUGAAGCCUACGAGCAAAUCUCUGCAGGUCAGCGUCGGCCCCGGGCUUCCUAAGAACACACGCCCCACCAGGAAGAGCUUCUCUCAGGUUCGCUCCACUGCAUCCAGAACUCACCAGAACAUCCCCUCGAGGGUCGCACCAGGACCUCCAGUUGCUCACCAGAAUGGUGGCCUUAAAAACACCAACCAUGUAGCCAAUCAGAGGAACUCACAGCAUCACAAUCAGAGGCAUUCCUCGUCCGGCAACGCAACACGCCCCUUCCUGCCCAGCAACGUCAGCCAGCUGAAGGAGCGGGGCAGCAGCCGGCCGCAGCCCAACCUGGACUGUCUGAAAGUGCCUGAUCAAGGAGCCGCAGGCAACGGAGACAGACGGCCAACUUCAAAUGGAGUAAUAGCUCACAGACCAUCAGCCAGCAGGCCUCCGCCAGGAGGAGGACGACCCAAACCUGCACCCAAACCCAAACCCCAGGUGCCCCAGUGCAAAGCUUUGUACGCCUACGACGCUCAGGACACAGACGAGCUCAGUUUCAACGCUGACGACCUUAUCGACAUCAUCAAAGAGGAUGCAUCAGGGUGGUGGACAGGACGACUCCGUGGAAAGCAGGGACUCUUCCCCAACAACUACGUCACCAAGGUCUAGGAGCUGCCGGUUUACAGCUCGGGGAGGAGAUCCUGCUGCGUCCCCACUGACCCUCUCAGAGAACGGGAUGGAGCUUACAGUCAGGGAGAGAAGCACUGCGAGACUCCUCGAGGGGAGAAACUUCCUCCACUGCUGCCUUGUCAUAGAUGAAUGUAACUCUCGGUUACACCACCAGACCAAAAGACCGUCAGGCUUGAAAUGAGGCUCUGCUUUAAAGACAAGAAGACUGUUUGACCCUGGGGUCUGUUUUCCUCCACAGUCCCUCUGAGUACUGAACAAAACUAUUUAUUGUAUUUAUAGCUUUCUGUGUUCUCUUUACUGUCAUUUAUAUCUUGCUGAGGAUUUUGAGCUCAAACAUUUUUGAAGCGUUGGAAUGAAGUAUGCUUAAUCUGUGGGACCAGGCUGUGAUUUUUACUCUCAUGAAGGUUUGAUCGCUGCAUCAAAGGCGAUCGUCUCAGUGGCAAAACGGCAGCGCCUGCUGCUCUACCAGGAAUAUUUAUUUUGGUGCAAAACUGUAACUUCUUAGAGGGAAUGGCGUUUCAGUAAAUCAUCACACUGUGAUUUUUUAAUGAUUUUAAAUACCAAAGCGAUAACCAUUUUAAUCUGUUCCACAUGUACAUGUAGAAGACGAUGCGGUCGAGUGGUGAACACCUGGAAAACCAUCUUCAUCUUUAUUUUUUUGUUGUUUUUGUUUUCCUAUCACAUCAGUAUAUUCUAGACACAGAGUAAAGGCCAUGUAUACUGUAACCUGAGCAUGCUGUCUGUGGUGUAUUAGCACUUUAUUGGUACAGGUACUACCUUGGACACAGACAUCUUCACUCAUUCAUGCCACAGCCAGUAAGUCACGUCAAUGAAGGACAGGUUGCAAAGCGAGCAAUAAGCUGAGUCACUGAGGAGAAUCAUUUGUUUACAUGAAAUGGUAAAAACAGGCAUUUUUAGAUCUGAAUCUGUAUAUGUGUUCAUAUUUUAGGAGUACGCCUGUCGUUGGUUAGGAUUUAAAUUAAUUUUUUUUGUAUUUUCUCUGAAGGAUCUUCUGAUUUUUCUCUGCUUUUGAUACUCACAGGGCUGCUUCACUUCCAGUUCAGCUACACACAGAUAAUAAUGGUUAUCACAGAUUAGGGUGAACGGAUUUUUGUUUGUGCAAAAGGUGUUUUAGGUGAAAGAAUUUUGUUGACAUUUUUUCCAUGGCACUACGAAGAAUUCCUUUUGCUUCUGCUCGACUGUUUCUGCAGAUCUUUUGCACUGCUGUUGCAUUACUUACACAUUCCUUAGUAUUUUUAUUUUUUUUUUGUAAUUAAAUCAAAUAACCACAUUACGCUCUAGUCAGUAACAGAAACACUGCUGGGACUUCUGUCAUAGAUCUUCUGCAUCAUCAAAUAUAGUUUGAUCUUGGAUGGUUGAAAACAUCCUUGUGCAAUACAAAACAGUAGAUGAGUCUUUUAAUAAAGCAUGUAAUAUUGUAUAUUUAACUGCUUUGUUUUGUUUUAUUACCAGAAAACACAUUAAAUGAACAAUGAUCAAUCAGAUGUUUGUUUAUUACCAUAUUCUCAUGCCAUCAGGACUGCAGUCUAAAUUUACUGAGAUCAUCAGUUGAGGUGUCCCCAAGAGACCAGACACUACUAAAUAAUCAGUUGUUUUUUUGUGUGAUUGUUUAUUUAGAGGCAGUGCCAUAUAAUUUCCCUACAUGAUUGGUCUUGAAACCUUGUUCAAAGAAUAAAGUUCCAUUGAGAAAAUUACUGAAAGCACUGAAUUGUAUUUGAAUGUGUUAGACCCCACCCUUGGGCGGCCCUAUGGGGCAAACUAAACUCCAACACUGAUCCAAAAUAACCACAUGAAACACCUUUAAAACACUCAAAGCUGUGGGAUUUAUUAACAACAAAACAAGCAAACAAGACAAAAGUCCCAGGCUGACAGGCAGCAGGACCAGCAGUCUCUACAUCAGAGGCCUCUCUCUGCUGCUGGCACAGGAGCUCUUAAGCACCUCCUCCAUGCCAGGUGCACUGCACCUCGUUAAGUAAUGCAGCACACCUGGGCAGAUCUACAAAGGAGGGAAAAGGGACAGCAGCACAGAGCACAUACAGCCGUAACAAAUGAUUUAUGCAUUUCUUUGGACUAAAAUGGUCAAAGUUAAGUGCACAACAGUGUAAAAUGAUAGUGUAUGAUGUGAACUGCACUUCAUGUCUCUAAAUCCCAAAAUUUAGAGUAAGAAAAACGGGACAUGUUAAUCAUUUGACAAUACUGGGGGCAAAAAGCUGAAAAAGGCAUUUUAUAGAGCCCUUUUUCAUGAAAUGCAUUUUGACACCUCACAGAAGGACACAUAGGUGUAAGUGAUUAAAUUAACUGAUGGCUGUCAUGAGGGACUCCUGCUCUGAGGAGGGAUCAUUAUUAUUAAGCUUAUUUGCUUAACAGAAUUCACAGAAGAACUUAGAUUAAAUUUCAAUCAAUACAUUCAUUUCUGUUUCCUGGUUAUAUGUCAGUGUGUUCAAAUAAAAUACAUUUGACAUUAAUUUGUAUUUCCUAAUACUGGAGUCACCAAACAGUCUUCUUCUUCUUCAACAGUCAUCCAGUUUUAUUCGUGCAUCAUGAUGUUAGUCCCCAUAGUACCCAUUUCAUUGUAUUGAGACCAUUUUUUAAAAACUUGACAUCACUGUAUAAAAUGACCUGUUGUGAUCUUUGAAAUAAUCACAGUAUUCAUAAAUCUUCACAGCUACAAACUAGAGACCUCGGGCAUUCAGUGCAUGUAUGGUUUCCAUGGUUAUGUUGAUAACAUGGAGAUUUCUCAGCAGUUUCCAGAACAGAAGUGCUCGCCAUCAAAUUGCCAAAAAGUGCAGCUCUUACAGAAAUCUCCAAAUGUCAAAAAUUUGACAAAGGUCUUGGUGUCUUAAUGUAGUAUUGUGGAGGGAUUUUUGAUGAUUUUUUGAGUGGUAAUAAAUGCUUAAAUUUUGCACCAAAUCUGUGUGUCAAAUGAUAUCAACUCAAACUUGCUGCAACAACUUGAGACAUUAUUAAACAUGGGGAUGGCCACCAUAUAAUUCCAUCAUGAGGUUCUGAGCCCCUGGCCUUUAAAGUCUGAAGAGGUGCCUAGCCAAAACACAACAUUUAUUACAUAUUUAUAACUAGGAAAAAACUUGACAGACUGUCCUGAGCUGCAUCUCAAAUUAAUCUUCAGGUUCCCAGCUUUCAGAUGAUGUAUACCACUUCCAUCAGGCAUAUACUGUUGACCUGCUGUCCCCCUCUAAAAAAGACAACGAGUCUAUGGUUGGUCUGUGUCAGUGACCAGAAACUUGACAUGUAAUUUUGUGUACAUGAAACUUUGUCAGGAUAAAGAACACAGUAUGCUCUGAAGGCUGAUAACAGCACAACACAGGCUGUUUGUAUCAUGAUCUGAUAAACUAUGACUCAAAGGCUGGAUAUGGUGAAGCUCAUCUUGGUUAUCAAAGCAUCUUUUGUGCUCUGCUGAAAGAUUCUUGGUGGUUGAUGUCCAUCCAGUGGCUGCAGCAGGUACUGCACUUCAUCUUGUGUUUUCACCCCUCAAUACUUUGAACUUCAGGUUUGGUUUUAAUUCCUCAGUCAGGCUAAAACUCCUAAAAACUAUUUCUAUGUAUUGUCUUUGAACAUCACAGCCUGACUGUGACCCAUGACCUUUAUCUCACCUCAGUAAACUGACCUCACCGCUCACUCAUCUAUGAUCCAAUCCCUGAAUCACCACAGAUUAAAUUCAACAUUUGACAGGUUUUACCUGGACCACAGUUUUAGCUCAUCAUUCAGUUUGAUGUAGCUACUUACUGUAUUUUAUCAGCUAAAAGCUUUAAGCACAGGAGGUGAGUCUUUUUCUGUUGCCUCUUCUCUUUCCAAUGAUUGCCUCUGUUAUAGGAAACCAAAAAUAAAGGAAUAAGUUCAUUUCUUGAAAGAUGAUUUAUACAGGUACUCAAAAUAACACAAAGACAGACAACUGGUUGGCCACAUCUGGCGGAUGUAGGCAGCCCUUUACUGAGUUGCAGGUAGACUUUAUUUAAGUGGUCCUAAGCCAAAGAUGCUGAAAACCACUGAUCUAAGGCAGUGGUUCCCAACCUUUUCCCUCAAGGAACUCCUUAUCUAUCAUGGAGAAGACUGACAACCGACUAAGUGAUGUAUUAUAUGGAUAUCACAUAUUAUAUUCAGUGCAUACUUGUAACAAUACAGAACAGCUGAUAAACUCUUAAAUUAACCUGAAUGGUGAACACAAUAACUGCAGGAAAUUUGUUAUCAAGUGAUUUGGAUGAAUUCUCAGCAGAUUAUUUUCCUGUGAAUACCGCACCAGAGAUAGUUUUCUUAUAUUUUCAGAGGCUUUUUUAUACUCUGUCUGUAUUAUGUACACUGUAUAAAUGUAUUUUAUUUUAAUCAAUCAUACAUACUUAGUAGGCUUCAUUUUUGAUGAAUUAAGUGUUUUCUUCUCCCUGAUGCUUGGCCAUUGUCUCAUGUGUUCUUAGGUUGUUUUAACUGUUUGAAAUCUAUUAACUUUUCUAAUGCAGGACAAGACUGUUUAGCAGAGAGCAAAGGCUCUGUGGCCCUGACCCUUAGUGAGGGUCAGGACCCCCAGGUUGGGAACCAGUGAUCUAAGGCAUGGAUGCUUAACAUGUUCCAAAAAAUACAUAACACCUUACAUAACAUAUAUUCUAAAUACCUAGAAUUUUUUAUAAUUAUUAACAAAAAGAACUGACCAUGCCCUAAAAUAGUAAUUUACCAACCUGUGUAACAAUACUUGGAUUGUUUUUUGAGUUUGUAGCAACAGCAUAUGAAUGUUUAAUCUUGCUGCCACACCAACACUCAUUUAAAACUUAAGUAAAAUACAUAUGAGUACAUGACAACUGGAACUGAAACUGUGUACACAACUCAGAAAAGAGAAUAUAUUUUAUAAUCAUCCAUGUGAAAAGUAUUUUCAAUACAAUAUUCAAAGUCUUAUUACAGUUACUCGAUCUAAAUCUUUAAGCCAACAUCUGGAUGUUCAUCUUUGGUGUUCAGGGCGAUGAAGAUCACACUAACAAACACAAAAACAUAACUGGUUCCUCAACCUUUUUUGCACAUGGGAGAAUGCUAAUGGAUUAGAAGUCGCCUCAUCCAGAAAAAUAUUCUAUGUGGUUGAGUAAUCUAGUGUUUUCUCCAACACUGGAGAAAAUCCAAGUUUUCGUUGUGGGGACUCUAUUGAUUGAUUCAUACAAUGUGCUCAGUGACAGCUGUUUCAUCAAGAACCCAACAUUCACUCAUACAUGAUUUUCAAAGAGGACACUGAGGAAAAGACUCAAGAGUUAUCCAAGUUUAUUAAUAUUAUUUUUUAAAACUAAUAUAAAUCCCACAGAAUAUGAUCCUGGUGCCUUUAAGUCAAUGAAUGCAUGGAUACCUGCUUUAAGUACUGCAUUUCAACACUCCAUUCAAAAUAUCUUUUUUUUUUCUUCUUUUUUUCUAAUGUUCAUCAGAGUGGAAAUACAUGGCCUCAGUGCACUGUCAUAUUCACUACUACUCUCCUACCUUUUUCUCUCUUGUGCAAGUCUAUGCGAGUGAGUUAGUCAACAGUAUUAGUGUUUUUCUUUCCGCAGCAGCCAAAAUGGACGCCGCUGCUCAACUACAGAGAGACAAAAGGGAGGGUGGAUAAAAUGGUUUUGAAGUGCGAGAACAAACAGUAAAUAUUCAUCCCAAAUUGAGCUGUGUAUUUCCCUCUGAACACACACGCGCACGCACACACACGGGAACUUAAAGUCAACGUCACUGCCGGUGUCAAACUGACAGAAAUGAUCCCAGGUUGCAGGCUCAUGUGACAUGUCUUACACACGUUGACCUGAGAUCAUCUGACAGAAACCUUAGCCGUCACAGACCCAUCUGCAGGCGCGACCCCCCAUAAAAUGAAGAUUCAUAGCAGGUCCCAACAAUCGUUCAGUUUAGAAAGAACAGUCAAAGAGAGGGACGUGACAUUCUUUUUCUGGUUCUCUAAAAUACAUCAGAUGAAGGUGAUAACGGUGUUUUUAGUCGAAUGAAGGUGCUGGAGGGAAGUGUAAUCGUAGCAAAGCAUGUGCAUAUUCUGGGAGGUGAGGUGAACAUUGGAGUUUAUUUCCACUCUAGAAAUACUGGGUGUGCACUAAUACAGCAGCUGAUCUGUUAACAUAUUUCCCUAGUUAGGAAUGUCUGGAUUUACUUAAAAAACAUCUUUCACUAACAAUCCACAUCUUCUAAACAUAAACUAAUCAAUACAAUGAUUGGUAAAAACGAAUCCUGCAAUGUUAUUUUUUCAAAACUGGAGGGUGACAUUCUAUUCUAGUAAAGCAAGGCAUUAGGUUUACAGAAAUGCGUCUUUACUAGAGCAGCUAUCCUCACCUGCAAGUUGUUAGGCCGUGUUAAAGCCCACGUUAUAUGUGCAAAGAAAUGCAUUGCAAGGAAACAUGCAGAGAAACAAGAACAAAAAAAUGACACUUGAGGAAACAAUCAAAAGCUACAUAAAAGCUUUAUAAAUACAAUAAAAUCUUAAACCCUUAAUGGAGAAUUCUAGCUGUUGUAGUAAUAUGUGAUAGCUGGCACUCUAGGCUCAAUGCUUUUUUGUCAGGUGUUUUUUUUUUUUUUUUUUUU